Molecule: messenger RNA, 1669 nt
Organism: Macrosteles quadrilineatus (aster leafhopper)
Lineage: Eukaryota; Metazoa; Arthropoda; Insecta; Hemiptera; Cicadellidae
Product: proton-coupled folate transporter-like
Exons: 10
Coding region: 61-1566 (501 amino acids)
Biological process (GO): transmembrane transport
Cellular component (GO): membrane
Molecular function (GO): transmembrane transporter activity
Source: RefSeq, a predicted model, not a curated record
GUUGACAUCAGCUGAUCAACUAAGCGUGUGUUAUGGUAGAGUUGAAAACAGCUGUUCGACAUGAGAAACUGCCUCACUCUAGUAUACCCCGCUGAAGUACAGUUUCUAGAUGAACGAAGCGAACUUCUGUCAUCCACCAAAUCUGCUCAAGCUUUAAGCGAAACAAAAUCCACACCCCAGAAUCAGUCUACGUCACAAAUAAAAUGGUCAAACGUCAUAGAACCAGUGAUGUUUUUAUACUUGGUGGCAAAGGCACUCUCAGAUACAGUCAUCACAAACCUCCUAGAGAACCGCACCUGUCUCGUGGAGCUGAACCUUCCGGAUCACAACUGCACAGAGCCGAUUUCAGCUACCAUCGAAGACUUGAUACAACCCUCCACAGCUGACGUCAUAAUGGCGAGGGCUCUGGUGGAAUCUUUGAUACCUUCCCUCCUCACCCUGCUUGUAGGACCGUGGAGCGACAUCAACGGGAGAAAGCCUUUCUUAGUAAUAGCACUUGCAGGUCAGAUGAUUUCCUACCUCACCUGGGGGUGUCUCGCCCUCCUCCACGGCAUCAACCCUCCGACGUUCCUGUUCGCCUCGCUGCCGAUUUCCCUGACGGGGGGAAGUCCCAUCAUCUUCCUCUUGGUAUACUGCUACAUCACCGAUAUCACUGACGACCAUAGCCGCCCCUUCAGGUUGUCAUUGUUGACGCUCGCCAUCUUCACCAGUUCCAUCGUGGGGAUCGCAUUUGCUCCUGUGAUCGUAGCUGUGCAGGAUACCCUCAAUCCUUAUCCUCUUGUGUUCUUCAUCAGCACCACCAUCCUCGCUGUCACUGUCAUCUAUACUAUCUUCGUCAUCAGAGAAACCGUCGAUGUCCUUCCAGACAGAGACAGUUGUUUAUUCGAGAUGAGUCAUCUUACCCACAUGGCUGUAGCCUGCUUCUCCAAGCGUGAGGGUAGAGCAAGGUUCAUGAUCCUGGCUAUCAUAGCCUGUCUGUCCAUCAACGUCUUUAUCAAUGAAGGCGAAGGAGCGAUCCUGUAUCUGUCUGCAAGAGAGAUGUUUUCAUGGUCACUUUCCGACUAUACAAUCUUCCUCUGCGUCAACUGCAUUGCUGGUCCUGGGUCCGUGGUAGGAGUAUGGCUGUCUACAUCACUACUCGGUCUCUCUAACAUGCAAGCUGCCUCCGUCACUCUAGCCACUAGAUUGAUUCGCUCACCUGUCAUGGCAUUGGCUACUGCAGGAUGGCACUUCUACUUGGCCAACCUCGUGUGUUUCUUCUCCUGUGCCUACGCCCCCCUGGUCCGGUCCGAGCUGGGGCGACUGGUGCCUAGGGAGGAUCUAGGUAAGAUAUUCGCUUUAACGGCGUUUCUGGAGUCUAUGACCACAGUCCCGGCCACACCCCUAUACACCACUGUAUACACAGCGACAUAUUUGUACGCUCCUGGCAUAGUCUAUUGGUUAUCUGCAGGCUUCACUGUCAUGGCUGUCAUAUUGUUGACGUCAGUGGUGAUAGCUCAGAGGACGGUGAAUGGGGCGUGUUACGUCACAAGAACACAUUCCAACUACGCCAGAAUACACGAGUGAACUUCAAAUAACUCACCUGCAAUCCUAUCUGUGAUAUUAAAGCUUUGUAUAGAUUAGCUAACUUCGAUAAACCUUACUGUAUACGAUUAAUAAUACUCUCAUA